This is a messenger RNA of Teleopsis dalmanni, 3489 nucleotides long. It is a transcript of the gene PolD1, whose product is annotated as DNA polymerase delta catalytic subunit. The transcript has 6 exons. Gene Ontology annotation, cellular component: delta DNA polymerase complex. NCBI's taxonomy places the organism in Eukaryota, Metazoa, Arthropoda, Insecta, Diptera, Diopsidae. The record is from RefSeq and is a predicted model, not a curated record. Gene Ontology annotation, biological process: DNA replication proofreading; DNA-templated DNA replication; nucleotide-excision repair, DNA gap filling. Gene Ontology annotation, molecular function: DNA-directed DNA polymerase activity; nucleotide binding; DNA binding. The coding region runs from base 126 to 3434 and encodes 1102 amino acids.
GUGCGGUUUUAAUUGACAAUUCAAAAAAUUCGCGCUAUUUUGACUGUUUUGCAAGCAUCGCGGUUGAAUGCUGAUUUUUAUUUAUUAAACGAAAUUUAGUUAAAUCAAAUAUUGUAUUUUAGGCUAUGAGUGGAACGGGCGGAAAAAGGAAGUUUGACAACUCUAAGCCGCAGAGUGGGAAAAACAAUGGAUUUCCAAAUAAGAAGCAACGUAAUUAUAAUGAUGAUGACGACGAUGUUGGAAAUGAAUUCGAAGCAGAGUUAGCAGCAUUUGAUUCCGAAGAUUUUGACCAAACUCAACUUUUUGGUGAAGGGCCAGAAAAUCAGCAAACUUCAAUAAAAUGGUCUCGUGUUGAUCCUCCAGAACUAGACCCAGAGACCGAUUCGCUGACUUUUCAACAGAUUGAUAUAGAAAACUAUACUGGUGCUCCGUUACCAGGUAUGCCGGGAUCCCAAAUUGGUCCAGUUCCGAUUAUACGCAUGUAUGGAAUCACUAUGGAAGGAAAUUCUGUGUGUUGCCAUGUUCAUGGCUUUUGCCCAUACUUUUAUAUAUCAGCUCCACGCCAGUUUGAACAAGCUGACUGUCACGAAUUUCGAACUGCAUUAAAUAAAAAAGUGCUGGCUGAUAUGCGCAGCAACAAGGAAAAUGUACAGGAAGCGGUGUUGCAAGUACAGUUGGUGGAACGCAUGAACAUAUAUGGUUAUCAAGGCGAUGAAAUGCAGCGCUUUAUAAAAAUCACUGUAUCAAUGCAAAAAUUCGUGGCGGCUUCCUCUCGUCUACUAAAGAAGGAAAUUAUUUAUGAUAAGUUCGAUUUUCAAGAUUGUGGUGCUUUUGAAAAUAAUAUAGAUUUUGACAUACGGUUUAUGGUUGAAACUGGAGUAGUUGGCUGCAAUUGGAUAGAAUUGCCAGCUGGAAGUUGGCGUUUUCGCCAUCGUAAUUCAAAACCAUUGCCUGAAUCUCGUUGCCAAUUAGAAGUUGAUGUUGCUUUUGAUAAAUUUAUUUCGCAUGAACCUGAGGGCGAGUGGUCCAAAGUAGCACCGUUUCGUAUCUUAUCUUUUGAUAUUGAAUGUGCUGGACGUAAAGGUAUUUUUCCAGAAGCCAAAAUGGAUCCAGUAAUUCAAAUUGCGAAUAUGGUUAUUAGACAAGGUGAUCCAGAGCCUUUUAUAAGAAAUGUUUUCACGCUAAAAACAUGUGCACCUAUAGUUGGAUCACAGGUUUUAUGUUUUGACAAAGAAACGGAUUUACUUGAUGCUUGGUCAAAUUUUGUACGUGAAGUAGAUCCAGAUAUACUCACUGGCUAUAAUAUUAAUAAUUUCGAUAUACCAUAUUUGAUUAAUCGAGCAGCUCAUCUAAAUGUUAGAAAUUUUGAAUACCUUGGGCGGAUUAAAAAUAUACGUUCUGUUAUAAAGGAACAAGUAUUGCAAUCUAAGCAGAUGGGCAAAAGAGAAAAUAAAUACGUGAAUUUUGAAGGGCGUGUGCCUUUUGAUUUAUUAUUUGUGCUUUUGCGAGAUUAUAAACUGCGUUCCUAUACGCUCAAUGCAGUCAGUUAUCACUUUCUGCAGCAACAAAAAGAAGAUGUACAUCACAGUAUUAUCACCGAUUUGCAAAAUGGGGACGAUCAGACUCGUCGCCGUCUGGGUAUGUAUUGCUUGAAAGACGCUUAUUUACCCUUGCGUUUGCUCGAAAAACUAAUGUCUAUUGUAAAUUAUAUGGAAAUGGCUAGAGUAACGGGUGUAACAUUGGAAUCGUUACUCACCCGUGGCCAACAAAUCAAAGUGUUAAGUCAAUUGCUUCGAAAAGCUAAAACUAAAAACUUUAUUAUGCCUUCGUAUACGUCACAAGGUUCUGAUGAGCAAUAUGAAGGAGCGACGGUUAUUGAACCAAAAAGGGGCUAUUAUGCAGAUCCAAUUUCAACUUUAGAUUUUGCCUCUCUGUACCCGAGUAUAAUGAUGGCACAUAAUUUAUGUUACACAACAUUACUGCGUCCAGGUUUUGUGGAGAAAUUGAAUUUAGACUCCGACCAGUUUGAGCGCACUCCCGCCAAUAAUGCUUUUGUAAAAGCUGAGGUACGACGCGGGUUGCUACCAGAAAUAUUGGAAUCGCUAUUGGCGGCUAGAAAAAAAGCAAAAAAUGAUUUGAAAGUGGAAACAGAUCCCUUUAAACAAAAAGUGCUCGAUGGUCGACAAUUGGCAUUAAAAAUAUCAGCAAAUUCUGUUUAUGGGUUUACAGGGGCUCAAGUUGGCAAACUACCAUGUUUGGAAAUAUCAGGAAGUGUUACUGCUUAUGGAAGAACUAUGAUAGAGAUGACAAAAAAUGAAGUUGAAUCACACUACACUCGUGAAAAUGGCUAUGAAAACGAUGCUGUAGUUAUAUAUGGAGAUACAGAUUCCGUUAUGGUAAAUUUUGGAGUUAAGACUUUAGAACGAAGUAUGGAAUUAGGUCGCGAAGCUGCGGCAUUAGUUAGUUCAAAAUUUGUUCGACCAAUUAAAUUGGAGUUUGAAAAGGUCUACUUCCCUUAUUUAUUAAUUAAUAAGAAACGCUAUGCUGGCUUAUAUUUCACACGUGUGGACAAGUAUGACAAAAUGGAUUGCAAAGGAAUUGAAACUGUGCGCAGGGAUAAUUCUCCUCUGGUUGCAAACUUAAUGAAUACAUGUCUACAAAAACUGCUUAUUGAACGUAAUCCAGACGGCGCAGUUGAAUAUGCUAAACAAGUUAUUUCCGAUCUGUUGUGCAACCGUAUAGAUAUAUCGCAGUUGGUUAUAACAAAAGAGUUAACGAAGACAAGUGAAGAUUAUGCCGCCAAGCAAGCACAUGUUGAACUGGCUAAAAAAAUGGCCAAACGUGAUGCUGGGACUGCACCAAAAUUAGGUGAUCGAGUGCCUUACGUUAUUUGCGCUGCAACAAAGAAUACUCCAGCAUACCAAAAAGCAGAGGACCCACUGUUUGUACUUGAAAAUUGUGUCCCUAUUGAUUCAAAUUAUUACUUAGAACAGCAGUUAUCUAAACCUCUAUUAAGAAUUUUUGAGCCCAUUUUAGGCGAUAAAGCAGAAUCCGUCUUACUAAAGGGUGAGCAUACUCGCACACGUACUGUAGUAACUUCGAAGGUUGGUGGUUUAGCCGGAUUUAUGACCAAAAAGACAUCUUGUCUGGGAUGUAAAGCUUUGAUGCCGAAAGGUUAUGAAAAUGCAGCAUUGUGUCCUCAUUGUGAACCUAAAAUGAGUCAACUUUAUCAAAAAGAAGUUAUUGCUAAACAAUCACUGGAAGAGACUUUUUCAAGACUUUGGACAGAAUGCCAGCGUUGUCAAGGAUCAUUGCAUGAAGAAGUUAUAUGCAGCAACAGAGAUUGCCCAAUUUUUUAUAUGAGACAAAAAGUACGCAUGGAAUUAGAUACGCAAGAAAAACGUGUAAGAAGGUAUGGUUUACCGGAAUGGUAAACUACACAAAAUUGUUUUUAAUCGUUAAAGAUAAAUAAAUUCUACAUUAUACAUU